This is a messenger RNA of Helianthus annuus (common sunflower), 1567 nucleotides long. RefSeq names its product UBX domain-containing protein 1. The record is from RefSeq and is a predicted model, not a curated record. The transcript has 12 exons. Lineage: Eukaryota; Viridiplantae; Streptophyta; Magnoliopsida; Asterales; Asteraceae. Gene Ontology annotation, molecular function: protein binding. The coding region runs from base 139 to 1374 and encodes 411 amino acids.
CAUGGCUUGGGGAAGAAUUAACACCAAAAGCCCCAAAGCCCAAACAAUAACACAUUUACCUGACAACGAGUAAACGAAUCGAACCCAAAUAUCCCCUAACAACCACCGUGAAUCGCCACCGUCGACGGUUGCAACAGAAUGGCGGGAGUAUCACUGAAGUGCGGCGACUGCGGAGCUCUACUGAAAUCCGUUGAAGAAGCACAAGAACACGCAGAACUCACCAAACACACCGAUUUCUCCGAAUCCACUGAAGCUGUUCUUAACCUAGUUUGCUCCACUUGCGGCAAACCCUGCCGAUCCAAAACGGAGAGUGAUCUGCACACUAAGAGAACUGGUCAUACUGAGUUUACUGAUAAGACUUCGGAAACGACGAAGCCGAUUUCGCUGGAGGUUCCGAAGAGUAGUAAUGAUGUGGAUAUGGUUGAUGCUAGUAGUGCUGGUGAACCAGAAGAAAUGGUUGUUCCUGAUGUUGACUCAAAACUACUAGAGGAACUCGAGUCAAUGGGUUUUUCGAAAGAAAGGGCCACCCGGGCUCUUCAUUUCUCUGGUAACUCGAGCCUCGAGGCUGCUGCAAAUUGGAUCGUUGAACACGAGGAUGAUGCUGACAUAGAUCAGAUGCCUUUGGUGUCUGCCAAGAGUAAAUCAGAGCCUCCCAAGCCUUCUCUUACUCCUGAAGAACGAAAAGCAAAAGCGCAAGAGCUAGUGGAACGAGCUCGGAAAAAGAAAGAAGAGGAAGAAAAGAGAAUGGAAAGAGAAAGGGAGAAGGAGCGAAUUCGAAUCGGUAAGGAAUUACUUGAAGCAAAGCGUAUGGAGGAAGAAAAUGAAAGAAAACGUAUUAUAGCCUUACGCAAAGCAGAAAAAGAAGAGGAGAGAAGAGCUAGAGAAAAAAUCCGACAGAAGUUGGAAGAAGAUAAGGCAGAAAGAAGGAGGAAGCUUGGAUUACCUGCAGAAGAUCCCACCGCUCCAAAACCACCACCACCUGUAGUCGAAGAAAAGAAGAGUUCGUUGCCCAUCAGGCCUGCUACAAAAGCAGAGCAAAUGAGAGAAUGUUUAAGAUCUCUAAAGCAGAGCAAUAAGGAUGAUGAGGCAAGAGUGAAGACAGCGUUUAACACCCUUCUGACUUACGUCAAGAACGCUGCAACUAAGCCCGAUGAGGAGAAAUUUCGCAAGAUCAGACUUAGUAACGCUGCCUUUCAGGAUAGAGUUGGGAAAUUGGAAGGUGGCAUAAAGUUUCUUGAGCUGUGUGGAUUCGAAAAGGUUGAAGGGGAUGAGUUCUUGUUUUUGCCAAGAGACAAAAUCGAUAGAGCAGUGUUAAAUUCAGCUGGGACAGAGUUGAACAGUGCCAUAAAUAACCCGUUCUUCGGGGUUCUGUGAUCCCAUUUACGACACUAUGUUUUAGUUCUUUGCUUUUCUCAUUUGUGUUCACUUUACGACCUUCGGGUCAAAGGUCAAAUGUGGAGGGCCCCCAAAUGUGUACUACAGUUUCAUUUCCCUGUUUUGUUAUUGGUGUCUUGGUACUAUUUGGAUUGAAUGUUUAUGAAUAACUUUCGAUCUCGGCCCGUGUUCA